Molecule: messenger RNA, 1810 nt
Organism: Sinocyclocheilus rhinocerous
Lineage: Eukaryota; Metazoa; Chordata; Actinopteri; Cypriniformes; Cyprinidae
Product: sia-alpha-2,3-Gal-beta-1,4-GlcNAc-R:alpha 2,8-sialyltransferase-like
Exons: 4
Coding region: 370-1494 (374 amino acids)
Biological process (GO): oligosaccharide metabolic process; N-glycan processing
Molecular function (GO): alpha-N-acetylneuraminate alpha-2,8-sialyltransferase activity
Source: RefSeq, a predicted model, not a curated record
AGGAUAUUUCAGGUGUGUGUGUGUGUGUGUGUGUGACAUAUCAGGAUAAUCCGUGUAACCCUUUCGUGUCCGCGGAUCCUCCAGCUCCUCCGUCUGCGGCGCUGACUUGUUUAUUUCUUGCAUUUCUCUGAACAGGAUCGAGUCUCCUUUAAGUAUCGCCUGCUGUUCCUGCACUGGAGCCCGAAUGUGAGGGAGGUGAUGUUUCCAGGCAAACGCCGAUAUCAGACGGAGAUCCGGCAUGGCAGCGGCCGGUGCUGAUGAGAGACGCCGCGGAUCCCUGCUCUUCAUCAGCAUCAGCGCCUGAAGCGACGCGACUCGCAUCCAUCAUGCUCGUUCUCCGUGUGUGAAUAGCAGUGCUUCUGGGCUGAGAUGGUUCGGGUCGUCAGUGUUCUGGGUCUGGUGAUGUUCAGCGUCGCUUUGCUCAUUUUGUCAUUGAUCAGUUACGUGUCCAUCAAGAAAGACUUCAUCUUCACCGCCCCGAAAUACGCCAACGCCGGCGGGCCGCGGAUGUACAUGUUCCACACGGGCUUUCGGUCCCAACUGGCCAUGAAGUUCCUGGAUCCUGCAUUCACAUCGCUGAAUAACGCGCUCAACGAGAACCUGCAGGAGUCCAGCAGCUGGAGGUUCAACAAGAGUGCUUAUUUACAGCAGAGUAAAGAGAUUGCCCAGUACAUCGACAUCCCGCACAACUUCACGCUGACCAAGAGCAGCGUCCGCGUGGGUCAGCUAAUGCACUACGACUACUCCAGUCACAAAUACGUCUUCUCCAUCGGCGAGAACCUCAGGUCUCUGCUCCCGGACUCGUCUCCCGUUCUUAACAAGCACUUCAACACCUGCGCGGUGGUGGGAAACAGUGGCAUCCUCACCGGCAGCCGCUGCGGCGCGCAGAUCGACAGCUACGACUUCGUCUUCCGCUGCAACUUCGCUCCCACCGAAGUCUUCCGUCGCGACGUGGGCCGCCGGACCAACCUCACCACCUUCAACCCCAGCAUCCUGGAGAAAUACUACAACAACCUGCUGACCAUCCAGGACAGGAACAACUUCUACCUGAGCCUGAAGAAGCUGGACGGCGCCAUCCUGUGGAUUCCCGCCUUUUUCUUCCACACGUCGGCCACGGUCACGCGCACGCUUGUGGAUUUCUUCGUAGAGCACAAGGGCCAGCUGAAGGUGCAGUUAGCCUGGCCGGGAAACAUUAUGCAGUACGUCAACAGGUAUUGGAAGACGAAGCAGCUUUCGCCGAAGCGUCUGAGCACAGGGAUCCUGAUGUUCACGCUGGCCUCGUCUCUGUGUGAACAGGUGCAUCUGUACGGAUUCUGGCCCUUCGGCUGGGACCCCAACACGGGCAAAGAGCUGCCCUACCAUUACUACGACAAGAAGGGCACCAAGUUCACCACCAAGUGGCAGGAGUCGCACCAGCUGCCCACUGAGUUCAAACUGCUCUUCAAGAUGCACGCAGACGGCGUCCUCAAACUCAGCCUCUCCCACUGCACCUGAGGUCAGAGGUCAGGGUCAGAGGUCAGCGGUCAGGAUGCAGGGUCGUUCGGUUCCGCUAAUGGACGCUUGUUGGGAUUGCUGUGGAUUUUAUUUCUACAACUGUCGACAUGAGCUCAGUGGUGUUAUUGGUAACUAAUGAUAUCAGUGUUAGUAUCGAGGUGAUCAGCGAUCGAAAGGAAAGUUGGUGACACUUUACAAUAAGGUAACAUUAGUUAAUGCAUUAACUAACAUCAACUAACACAUUCGCUACAGGAUUUUUUUAGCCUUAGUUAAUAAAAAUACAAAUGUUCUUUGUUGGUUAAUGUUAGCUCAUCCA